AUGAGGCGCUGCCCGUGCCGGGGGAGCCUAAGCGAGGCAGAGGCCGGGGAGCUGCCGGGGGCGGCCCGCAUGGGGCUAGAGGCGCCGCGAGGGGGGCGGCGGCGGCAGCCGGGGCAGCAGCGACCUGGGCCAGGUGCAGGGGGCCCGGCGGGGCGGCCGGACGGGGGCGGGCCCCGGACCAGCCCCGAGGGGUCCAGCCUCUACAGCGAGCCCGAGAGGGUCGGCCUCGGGCCUGAGCCGGGGACAGACGGACAGGUUGAGCCUGAAGCAGCUGGCCUCGGAGCGGAGACUGAGCGGCCCGGCCCCAAAACGGAGACAGACAUAUCUAGCCUCCGGACACAUCCAGAAAGGAGCAGCCACUGCUCAGGGCUGGAGACAGCCGGUCCCUGGACUGAAACUGGGACAGAUGGCUUUUUGACUGAUUCACACUGGUCUGACCUCCAGCCUCAGCCAGAGAAGGCCAGCCUCUGGACACAGCCCGUCGUUGAUGGGCCCUGGACAGAGAUAGAAAUACAUGGGUCACAGACCCAACCAGAGAGGGCCAAGACCUGGGCUGAUAACCUCUGGACCCAUAGGAACAGGUCCAGCCUCCGGACUGAGCCAGAGGGGGCCUGUCCCUCAACAGAGCCAAGUGCCGAUGGCUCCUGGAAAGAAUUGUACACUGAUGGCUCCCAGAUACAACAGGAUACUAAAACAGCCUGGAAGCAGGUUGGCACUGAUGGUUUCCCAACACAGCAAGAUUCUGUUGGCUCCUGGACUCGGCCUGGCAUUGAUGGUCCCCAGACACAAGAUACUCAUGGACCCCAGACAGAACCUGGGACAGACUGUCUUUUGGGGGAAUCCAAGCAGGAUGGCCUGUUAGAGGAACCAGAACCCAGGGACUUGGGGGCUCACCUGUACUCUCGCCUGGAGUGUAGCCCCUUGACCCCUGUGCCCCGCCUCAUCAUCACUCCUGAAACACCUGAGCCUGAUGCUCAGCCAGUGGGACCCCCCUCCCGGGCUGAGGGGGGCAGUGGCGGCUUCUCCUCUGCCUCCUCUUUCGACGAGUCUGAGGAUGAUGUGGUGGCCGGGGGCGGAGGUGCCAGCGACCCCGAGGACAGGUCUGGGAACAAACCGUGGAAGAAGCUGAAGACAGUUCUGAGAUAUUCGCCCUUCGUGGUCUCCUUCCGAAAACACUACCCUUGGGUCCAGCUGUCAGGACACGCUGGGAACUUCCAGGCAGGAGAGGAUGGUCGGAUCCUGAAGCGUUUCUGUCAGUGUGAGCAGCGCAGCCUGGAGCAGCUGAUGAGCGACCCCCUGCGACCCUUCGUGCCCACCUACUACGGCAUGGUGCAGCGGGAUGGCCAGGCCUUCAACCAGAUGGAAGAUCUCCUGGCGGAUUUUGAGGGCCCCUCCAUUAUGGACUGCAAGAUGGGCAGCAGGACCUACCUGGAGGAGGAGCUGGUGAAGGCACGAGAACGGCCCCGGCCCCGGAAGGACAUGUAUGAGAAGAUGGUGGCUGUGGACCCUGGGGCCCCCACCCCUGAGGAACACGCCCAGGGUGCCAUUACCAAGCCCCGCUACAUGCAGUGGAGGGAGACCGUGAGCUCGACCUCCACCCUGGGCUUCCGGAUUGAGGGCAUCAAGAAAGCCAACGGGACCUGCAACACCAAUUUCAAGAAGACACGGGAGCUGGAGCAGGUGACAAAGGUGUUAGAGGACUUUGUGGACGGGAACCGUGGAAUCCUGAGAAAGUACGUGGCGCGCCUGGAAGAACUUCGUGAGGCUCUGGAGAACUCCCCCUUCUUCAAGACCCAUGAGGUGGUGGGCAGCUCCCUCCUCUUCGUGCAUGACCACACUGGCCUGGCCAGGGUCUGGAUGAUUGACUUUGGCAAGACGGUAGCCCUGCCUGACCACCAGACGCUCAGCCACCGACUGCCCUGGGCUGAGGGCAACCGUGAGGAUGGGUACCUCUGGGGUCUGGACAACCUGAUCCGCCUCCUUCAGGGGCUGGCCCAGGGUUGA
Messenger RNA from Puma concolor (puma), 2004 nucleotides. RefSeq names its product inositol-trisphosphate 3-kinase C (gene ITPKC). Lineage: Eukaryota; Metazoa; Chordata; Mammalia; Carnivora; Felidae. Gene Ontology annotation, biological process: phosphatidylinositol phosphate biosynthetic process; inositol phosphate biosynthetic process. Gene Ontology annotation, cellular component: nucleus; cytoplasm. Gene Ontology annotation, molecular function: inositol hexakisphosphate kinase activity. The record is from RefSeq and is a predicted model, not a curated record.